AGCUUCACACUGCAGAACUUGAUCUUGACCAACACGUCUCAUUCAUGGGAAAAAAAACUCAACACUAAAACCAGAGUCUGAGCUGUAAAUACCAAGAAGGUUUCAUCAUCACAUUUGGAUACCUGGACUCUGACUCCUGGGAACAUUUUUUAUUUAUUCCCACUCCUUCCUCCUCUUCAUUUUUUUUCCCCACUCUUGGGAUUUAAACUUGCCCAGUCGGUGUGGUGGCCCCCUCCUUCCCGGAGAGGGUGCAAAGUGGACGUUGGCCCGGAGAUGCGGUCCUUUUUCCCGCUGACUGUGUAUUGCAUCAGCCUGGUUUCUCUCCACCGGCUGCUGGCUUUGCCUGCGGAGGAGCGUCCCGACGCGGACAGGCUGGACCUCCUCGACAAGCUCUUCAACCAGAUAGAGGAUAAAACCUCAGCGUCAGAAAGCCAGACGCCGUCCGUCGCCCCCUCCCAGGACCCCAGCGACACCCCAAAAUGGCUGCCUGGUUUCCUUAAACAGAAACCAGCUUCAGGAGCGAGAGCACCCUCCCCAAACUUGGCAUGGGCGAGACCUGCUGAGUCAUCGCAGACCGAGCGUAAGGUGCUCAGGGCUCGUCGGCACACCCAUGCGGGAUCACGAAAUGGUCACCACCACCCUCACCAUGCCCAAUUGAUGAGAGUGGGAUGCGUCCUGGGAACAUGUCAGGUGCAGAAUCUCAGCCACCGGCUCUAUCAGCUCAUUGGUCAGAGCGGCAGAGAAGACUCCUCCCCCAUCAACCCCAGGAGCCCCCAUAGUUACGGAUGAGUUCUAGCAACCUGAAACGCCCAUAGCAAGUCUAUCUUUACCUUCAUUUAUUUAUCUCCUAACGUAUUACUGGUAGUGUUGGCAUUAGAUUUUGAUGUAGUUCAUUUGUUAUCUAUUUUUGAAACGACAGUUUUAUUCCUCGUAAAUGUUCCUUUGGCUUUGUGCUGAUCAAUGGAUUUAAAGACUGAUGUUCAAGAUCCUGGCUGACUGAAUCUUCUUUAAAAGCCCAAAUCUGAGUUCUCCAUCCAACCAAUCUGGCUUCUCCAUUCGACUCUUGCACGCUUGAUUUUCAAGGAAGCCUAGUUAGAGUCUUGAAGAUUCAAAACCAAGAUAAUGACUGACUGAAUCCUCUCUGUAACCCAAAUGUUAUUCCUCUCUCCACCCUGGGAACUUUUGCCUUUUGAAGGAAGUCUCCCAGUCCCCUCUGAACUCCUUAAAGAAGCCGAUUGGCCUUAAUUUUACAUUUAAUCCUGUUAAAAUAAGAGUGAAGGCUUGUUCUCAACACCACCCAGCAGCCAAAUGACCUCCCCAUUGGUGGUUAUCCCAUGGCUCAUUGAUCAAACACUUAAGCCCCUGAUGUGGAUUUGAACCUGCUCUCAAACUCGGGGCCCUGUCAAAACCAAUGUGUCCCCAAAGACCCAACGAACCCUUUUACCUCUUCUUGUUGUGCCCACUCUGGAGCUCCCAGGUCAUACCCAGCUACAAGUUUAACAUGAACGCUGACAACCUUGGAAUAUCCCAAAAUCCUUCAGCGGGAGCAGGAAUUCCUCACUCAGCAGGACUCUGUGUUUCAGGACCACAGUUUACAACCAAAACCAGCCAAAGCACUUUGGCUACACCCGAGUUUAAGAGCAUUCUGGGGUCAGGACUUAACCACACGAACUGAGACUGAAGAGAAGAGGGUCAGCAUCCAGGUCCCUGAGAGGACCUGAAACAGACUUUCAGUGCUGCAUUAUUUUGGUCAGUUUGCCAACCCAGUAGGUGGCAAAGAAAACAUUUGGAGCCAUGGAUCAGUGCUCCGUCACUCCACUCCUAGAGGUCAAGUUUGAGAUAUUAUCCCUUUCACAUGAUUCAUGAAUUCCUCUUGCAAGUCAGGACUUUGGUUUGACAGCAGUUUCACUGACCUUAUCACACAGAAGGGGACGGGUUCCUGGUCCUGAGCCUUGCAUAGUCUCCAAUAAGAAACAAGACAUGCUAUACUAAAGGCUUGAUUCACCAAAUUCUGCACUCUCUUUGUUGGUUUUUCGUCUUCAGUCUGUGAAAUUUGCAGAAUCACUCUCCAAAACUGUCCCAAAAUCAAAAACUCUGUGUAUGUUUUGCGUUUGAUUUCAAGAGUUUGAUGCUUUAUAGAAGGGGGCCAAACAUGCAAAGUUACAUAGUCUGGAAUUAGCCGUACAAAUGAACCCUUUACCUUUGCUUGGUACCCUGACGUAACUACCUGACGUGUCCGAGUUCAAAGGGUAGCAGACUUUUAGACGUCCCUCCAAGAGAGGACUUUCGAAAUGUAGGCUUAAAAAAGGACUGGUGGAAAACUCCCAGAAUGAUUUGCCAAUGAGGCAGUAAAACAUGACACGUAGAUACCAAAGGGGAAAGAUCCAAAGUCAAACAAUCAUGUGUUUAAUUUUGGUAUUGUCAUGGCACAGUUUUGGUUUUGUUACAACCAGAAAAUAACCAGAACUAGAGAAGAGGCCAAUCUCUAAAUGAUUUAAAUCCUCCUCCUAUAACCCAACGUUUCUUGAAGGCUUCACGGCACAGGAUGUUUUUGGGCAUCAUUCCCAAGUCUUUGCCAAACUAGAGGUCAUAGCAAGACUUUUAAUGUUGGCAAACCCACCAAUCAUCUAUUAAAGCACAUUUGCUUUGAGAUAUAAUGGAUGAAAGGAAUGUUUCUAACGAGUGAAAGCAGGUUUUUGAAAGAGAAUAACUGACAGCACGUUGUAGUUCAUGCACAGUUUUAUUGGCAGCAGCAGGCGCCCUUUUUUGUUCACAUGUAGUCCGUGUAAUGGGUUUAAAUUAGUCGGGCGCUGGAGGGAGUACGCUCUGCUGUUACAUUGUGGGUUUCUAAUGAGAAACUCCAGCAACCAAAAUGUUAGGUGUCAGAGUGCCUGUUUUUCAAAUAUGUACACAGAAUGGCCUAGCACCAUCAAAAAUACAUGCCCUCACAUUUCCUUUUUCCUAUGUUUGCCCGUCUCUGAAAUGGUGGGCAGAUUGCGGGCCCAGAAUAACUGAGGUCAAGCUCUGCAAAGCAAGCGUGCCAGAACUCAACGGGCCUUAAACUUUCCAAAAACUGCAACCAGAUCUAUAAAACGUACAUUUGUGUAGAGAUAUUACUUAUUACUUGCAUACUUCUGAGCUUCUAUUCUCAGACUUUGACUUGUGGUUGCGUAUUUCAAACUGUUGGCCCACUUUCUGAAUUUGGUGCACAGUCCAGCUUUGAUUAGUGUUUUUUGUGUUUUAGCCUUUGCUAUUGCACGACAUUUCACAACCAGCAUUAGUUUUACUCACCAAAUACCUGGCGAUACUUGACAAAUCGAAAGACUUUACAACAUGUGAUCUACGUCUUAUGAAAAUGUUUUCUUUUAUAUCUUAAUCUUUGUUUUUUCUGAUUUCACUUCGUGUCUUUCUCUUCUUUUUUUGCAUCAGUUCUUUCCUCUCAUAUUUAGUCUCGAUCCUGACUCUCUUGUGUCUCUAAGCAUGAGGGGCCUGGAGGUCACAGGGUUAUAUUCUUCGGUCUUAAAUCUAAUCUGUUCAAAGGCUUGCUGAGGUGAAACAUGCCAUUCUCUCUGCUGUAAUGGAGCUAAUCAAUGUCUCGUGACGGAUCAUUAAAAGACUUUUGAAACGCUCUAAAACCCUGGUGAAUCUCUCUACUUUUUAAAAUGUGCCAAUUCUGUGUUUGAGCUGCUGUACGUCAUCUAUCAGGAGACUUAUCUCCCGUGUUGAACUUAUGCUUCGGACCAUUGUGCUCUCUGUCUUUGCAGUACAAUUUUGUGACGUCGGAAGUUGCGUCACGUAAAGUUGCGUGAGCACGACCGCUAAUACCUCCCCGUAGAAAUAUCCAGAGCCUUCAUGCAGUGUGCAAAGAGAACUGAGUGCAGGCAGUUAGCAUGUGAAAUGUUUGUGUUAGUCGGGGACACAGAUGCAGGUUUUUGAAAGUCCCAUGAUCUCCUUUAGGGUCACAGGAAAGCACUUUAAUGCAAACAUUUGUGUCUCCAGUUUCUUAAUGUCACUCUUUGUGAUGAACGUGUGAAAAUCUGAUGAGCUCCUCUUGUAAAUGUUGCAUUUGAGAUUAAAUGUGUUUGUAGAUGUCCGUGCACUCCAUGUGGAUGCACCUCUGAAAAGUAUAUUUAUAUCUAGCCAAACUAUUUAAAGAAAGUUAUGUAUUUAAGUUAUCUUUGUAUGUUCAUAUCUGUAUGUCACCAAAGACUAUUUAUCUCUCCUUCAACGUGACCUUAUGGUAGGAAAGGAAGUCUUAACUGUAGUUAAAGUGUUACUGUUUAACGAUGUCCUUCACUCUGUUGAAUAAAGAACUAUACUGUA
Notolabrus celidotus (New Zealand spotty) is the source of this 4323-nucleotide messenger RNA. RefSeq names its product adrenomedullin 2a (gene adm2a). Gene Ontology annotation, biological process: regulation of systemic arterial blood pressure; adenylate cyclase-activating G protein-coupled receptor signaling pathway; positive regulation of heart rate. Gene Ontology annotation, molecular function: hormone activity. The record is from RefSeq and is a predicted model, not a curated record. NCBI's taxonomy places the organism in Eukaryota, Metazoa, Chordata, Actinopteri, Labriformes, Labridae. Gene Ontology annotation, cellular component: extracellular region. Bases 274 to 789 code for a protein of 171 amino acids. The transcript has 3 exons.